Molecule: messenger RNA, 1326 nt
Organism: Striga hermonthica
Lineage: Eukaryota; Viridiplantae; Streptophyta; Magnoliopsida; Lamiales; Orobanchaceae
Source: the annotation of a GenBank genome assembly
AUGGAGGGGCACAUUUAUAAUUUGGAUAUAGAGAUGGGUGUUUUGAGGCAUACAUUUAAUUCUGGGAAAACAAAGGAUGUAUCAUGGAGGAAGACACAGCUCAAGAAUCUGCUGUCUCUGCUUGCCGAGAACGAGGCCGAGAUUUACUCUGCACUAACACAAGACUUGGGAAAACACCCAGUUGAAUCAUUUAGAGAUGAGGUUGGGCCCUUGAUGAAGUCGGUAAAUUAUGCCUUGGAUGGCCUGAAGAAAUGGAUGUCCGGCAAAAAGGCCGAUUUACCUCUCGCUGCAUUCCCUACAAGCGCGCAUUUAGUCCCCGAGCCACUCGGGGUGGUCCUCAUCAUAUCACCAUGGAAUUUCCCUUUCGGACUUGCAUUGGAAGCGCUCGUAGGAGCAAUUGCAGCUGGGAAUGUCGUUGUCCUAAAACCGUCGGAACUUGCGCCAGCUUCGAAUGUGGCGCGCAAUGUGAUGACUGCUGCCGCCAAGAAUCUGACCCCUGUUGCAUUAGAAUUAGGCGGUAAAUGCCCGGCGGUUGUUGACUAUCUUUCGAGUUCUUGGGAUCAAAAGAUUGCAUUGCGACGUAUGGUUUCAGCAAAGUUUGGGACUUGUGCUGGCCAAGCAUGCAUAGCCAUUGACUAUAUUCUUGUCGAGAAGGAUUUCGCAUCCACUUUGGUAGAACUACUAAAGGCGUCCAUUCGGAGUAUGUUUGGGGAAAAUCCAAGAGAAUCAAAUACCAUUGCUAGAAUAAUCAACAAAAGUCACUUUUCUCGUUUAAGGAACCUCUUAAGUGAACCUGAGGUCGAGGCUACUGUAGUCCAUGGCGGUUCACUAGAUGAAGAUAGCCUCUUCAUAGAGCCAACUUUACUAGUGGAUCCACCGGUUAAGUCUAGGAUCAUGACCGAAGAAAUCUUUGGUCCAUUACUUCCUAUCAUCACGUUGGAGAAAAUUGAAGAUAGCAUUGAGUUCAUCAGUUCAAGGCCUAGGCCGCUUGCUAUUUAUGCAUUUACAAAGAAUGAAGGAUUCAAGAAAAAGUUGUCAUCUGGCACGACUUCAUCCAGUAUCGUUUUUAACGAUGCUAUCAUCCAAUAUGUAGCCGAUUCACUGCCAUUUGGAGGAGUUGGCGAGAGUGGGUUUGGGAGGUAUCAUGGGAAAUUCUCAUUCGACUUGUUUUCUCAUGAGAAAGUGGUUGUAAGAAGGAGCUUCAUUGUGGAUUUCUGGUUCAGAUAUCCUCCUUGGAAUCAACAUAAGAUGCACCUCUUUAGAUCCGCCUACCGAUAUGAUUAUCUCGGAAUUCUUCUCAUCAUUCUUGGCUUGAAAAAGUCGUGA